This is a messenger RNA of Fusarium sp. VM40, 1827 nucleotides long. The record is from the annotation of a GenBank genome assembly. Lineage: Eukaryota; Fungi; Ascomycota; Sordariomycetes; Hypocreales; Nectriaceae.
AUGUCUUCUCAUCACUCACCGUACGAAACGCUGGAGACUGCCUCUCACUCAACUCUGGGCCCGACUGAACCUCAGGGUCAGAAACGAAAACACUCAACGUCGGGACCACAACCUGCACGCGAAUAUGGCUUGAUGCGCGACACAGGCGAACACGAUGCCGCCCGGUUUGUUGGUAGUGGGAGCGGUAUUCACUACAUCCGUGCUGUUCACCUGAGACUUGCCAAGAGAUCUGCGUCAAGAACAGGUUCGGCGAUCAACACUCUUAUUCCCGGUGAGGACGACCAGCUUCGCCAGGAUGCUUCGACGAAAAGAAAUCGCGAGCAAUUCUUGUGGAAAGAUGAUGAGGUGUCAAGUGAAUCGGAAACUCUGCCGGCUUUUGAAGACUUGGUAAACUGGUCGAAAAGCUAUUUCGAAGCUUGGCAUCCUGUUCUUCCUUUCCUUCAUGGCCCUGAAGUUCUAGGCUUGUUCGAAGAGGUUUCGAAAAGUGGCAUUUCAUCCCUCAGUUCUAUUGAUAGAGUUAUUGUUAAAUCGGUACUCUCUAUUUCCUUAGCGGACAGUCGUCAGGCCAUCGCUUUCCAAAAGCCAGUCCCGAAAGACCUCGUCUUCAACAACGUGGAUGAUGCACUAGCAAGUUCUCAAUUCGCCCUGACUCAACCUGCCUCGGUCCGAUCAACGCAGGCUGCUCUUGCUAUUCAGUUAUUUCUCACUUCCAUGCUCUGUUUGAACGCCGCAUCUAGAUUAGGUGGUCUUAUCGUUCGUACAGCGUUUCACAUGGGUCUUCAUCGCUGUCCGACGCGAUAUCCCUUCUUCACUGCCCAGGAAGCUUCCGUUAGACGGCGAGUCUUCUGGUGUAUCUAUAUCCUGGAGAGGCUCCUUUGUCAAUCUCUCGGUCUACCUCUUGAUAUACGCGACGAUGAUUUGGACGUAUGUUAUCCCGGUGAAGAGCGCCAUGCAGCCACCAAUAAAGAAGAAAACACCGAAAGGUUACAGCUUCUCGUAUUCGUAACGAAACAUGCUCGAAUCAGGGGUCUUAUUCUAGAGCUUAGGAACAAGUCCAUGCUACAACGGCAGGACACCGCAGAUCGAACAGCCUUUGUCCAGGCUGAAUUGGCAAAGUGGUUUAACGAGAUCCAAGACGCUGUGGAAGAGGAUGAUCUUGCCGACUGGGACGCAAACGCUCCCACAAUCUCUGAGCAUCACAAACUUAUGCUCUUAGUUCUGAAGCAUGAAUCGGCGAUAUGUCUGAAUAGACCUGGCCUCGCCUCCGAAUAUCCAUCCUCAUCUUACUCAUCUGCCUUCCAGGCCUGCAUAUCCGCUGCAAAAUCAAUAUUAAUAAUCCUCAAGAAACACCGAAAUCGCCAUCAGUUACAGGAGAAUUCAAUCGGUGUUAGAUCACAAACGCCCCUGCUCUGGCCUUCCUUCACAUGGUCUAUAUGGAUCAGCGCAUUCGUUCUCAUCCAUGCCGCUUUUGAGAAACAAAUCCCUCUUGGCAGCGCCUUAAGGCAUGUUGCAGCAGCGAAAGACAUACUCGGUCACCUCGCUGCACGAGAUACAUCUUGGCCCGAAUACUGUCUUGGAGCCAUCGAUGAACUUACGUCGGCGGUUCAAGAGCUCUCUCAAGAACGUAUUCCGCUCAUUGAAUCGCCCGUAGACGCUUCUAUCACUACGCGAACUUUCUCACCUGGCCCUUCGUAUCAAAGGCAGGCAGGCGAUAACGUCACACCCAGUAGACCUCCAAGACGAUACAAUCGCUGUUGCGCAGAACACUUCAUCUGCGGAUAUACCCUUACCCACGGGCCUUUCUACGGCUUCCAGGUCACAUCAUAA